ACCCGGGGUCCGCGGGUUCGAGUCCCGCGGCCGCACUUCAGGCCCCGCGGGUUGCGAACGGCCUCGGGACCAACGGGACAUGAACGUUAUUAACGUCGGGAGCAACCGGACGCAUCACGGUCCAGCGGCGCCGUCCCGGCUGGGCGCAUCCCGCUUCCAAGCCCCGUUGCCACGACGUAGCAAGCGUUGCUACGGCAACGGCCCUGCGUGCUGACGCGGCACGUUGCCGCCGCCUUACGUAGCGGCGGGCGCCGGGGAUGCCCAAGUCGUGCCGCGCUCCCCGGUGCUCCAAUGCGGCGGGACAGGCGCGGACGGCGGCGAGAGGCGUCAGCUUCUACCGGUUCCCGCUGCAGGACGCGCCGCGCCUGCGGCAAUGGCUGGAGCGGAUGGGGCAGGAGAACUGGGUGCCCACCCGGCACCAGCACCUCUGCAGCGACCACUUCGAGCCCUCCUGCUUCCAGUACCGCUGGGGUGUGCGGUACCUGCGCCCCGAUGCCGUGCCCACCAUCUUCCCCUGCGCCCCCCCGCGCCCUUCCAGCACCACCCGGCCUGAGGAGCCCCUCGCAGCGAGCGGCGCGGAGCCGGUGCCACCGCAUCAGCCCCUUGUCCCUGCGGAGCCUGCUCCAGCGCCGCAGCCCGAGGAGCACCCGGCGGCCCCCGGUGGCCCCGCGGUGGUGGCCCCGGUGGAGCUGAGCACCCAGGAGCUGGUGGCCGUGGCGCUGGUGCUGCAGAGGAAGGUGAAGGUGCUGCAGCAGCGGCACCGGCGCCACCGCGCCCGCCUGGAGGCCAUGGAGGGCUUGGUGGAGCGGCUGCGCCGCGAGGACAGGCCCGGGGGGGGCCCCCCAAUGUCCUGCCCUAUGGUGUCCCCGCAGGGCCCCCCAGUGUCCUGCCUGCAGCCGGAGCUGCCGCCUCCCGCUGCCGUCACCAUCAUCUGUGGGGAGGAGGAGGAGGAGCCCUUGGUCUACGCGGUGCCACCACCGGUGGGGACAACGUGUGGCCUCAGCCCGGAGCAGCCCUGACCCCCCCCGGGACAUUGGGGGGGGGGGUGGCCCUUUGGGGUGUCACCGUCCCCCCCCCCCUUGGUGCCCCCCAUUGGGGGGACGCUGGUGCUCUGUGGGGAUGGGGAUGUCCCCUCCCUCUGGCUUUAAUAAAGGAUGAAGGAGGCGAGGGGCUGAGGGUGGCCUUGGGGACACUGGUGUCACCUCCCCUAUAGACCCUCAGUGGGGCUGGCUCCAGGGGGGCUGUGGCACUAUAGGUGCCCGAGGUGUUCUGCAGCUCCUAUGGGCUCCAAUGUCCUUCUCCAGCCCCCGUGGGGCAGCUCCCCAUGGGCCCCUGGGGCCUGCGCCAGCUCCUAUAGGCUCCCUAUAGCCCCCAUGGCCCCCGGCCCCUAUAGCCUCAUGCCCCAUGUCUGCUAUA
This is a messenger RNA of Strigops habroptila (Kakapo), 1416 nucleotides long. It is a transcript of the gene THAP8, whose product is annotated as THAP domain containing 8. The transcript is spliced from 4 exons. Bases 258 to 1019 code for a protein of 253 amino acids. The record is from RefSeq and is a predicted model, not a curated record. NCBI's taxonomy places the organism in Eukaryota, Metazoa, Chordata, Aves, Psittaciformes, Psittacidae.